AUGCAGCUCCAGCUUCUCUCUAUGUCCGUUCUUGUCGCCUCCUGCGCUGCCGGGGUGAUUCCUGAGCACUCUCAUGAACACGACCUCGCCAUUGAUAUCUCGCCGAACCCUGGAAACGUUCUGGACAAGCGCGACACAUACGACUGCAAGGGCAGUGGCCUUUGCGGUAGCCUUACAACCUGCGACGAUGCAGUAAACAACAAGCUGAUCCGCAACGAUGACAUUAACUACGGCGCCCCUGGAAGUGGAAAGCCUUCCGGCUCGUGCUCGGCUCCUUUUGGUCCCAUGGGAUGCGGUGUCUUCAUCCAAGGCCCGUCGCACUGCACGCGCAGUGGUAAUCAGAUGUGGUGGGACUACCAGGACAUCCGCAAGAGUGGUUGCAGAAUCUGUGGAUCGAAGCAUUGGGGCAACGGAUGCUUGACUACCAUCAACUACGUUUCUGGAUGCUCCAGCUCUUCCUGGGGCAAAUAG
Messenger RNA from Colletotrichum truncatum, 471 nucleotides. RefSeq lists its product as uncharacterized. The record is from RefSeq and is a predicted model, not a curated record. NCBI's taxonomy places the organism in Eukaryota, Fungi, Ascomycota, Sordariomycetes, Glomerellales, Glomerellaceae.